GACUGUGAGUGUGCAGCUGGCAAAAGUGGGGCGUGCAACCACAGUCUGGCCCUCCUCAAGCUUCUCGCUUUGUUAAGAGCGAAGGACUAUGAAGAAGUUCCCCCUGCAGUAGCCUGCACUGAGUUGCCCCAGCAGUGGCGCCGUCCACGAGGGGAAGCAGUUGCCUCCACAAGCGUGCAGUCGGUCGACUGGAGAAGCGUUCGAGAGGACGGGCUGGAAACCCCUAUCACGUCCAAGUUGUAUGAUGCCCAAAGAAACGCGAUGCACUUCAGUGAUAGAAUGGCCUCGAUCCAAGCCCUUGGAGAGAGUCUCUAUUCAAGUCAAGCCUCGCCCUUUGCAAAGCGCCUCCGAAGGGCAACUGCUGCUGAUCCGGUCAAGACGAAGUUUGGCCUGGCUCCGGUUGGCAGUGUCCUGUCCUACCAGCAGGCGCUGGUGCCUUUCGGAUACGAGACUUUCAUCAGCCCGGAGGUGGGCCAUGUCCAGGAAAGAAACCAGGCGCUGCCUUGUGAGCCGACCUUCUUCGACGCCUGCAUAAACUGGAAGAUGUCUGGGCUGAGCCUUCCCGUGGAACAAGACCUGCUCCUUAAGUCUCUCCUGGUGACUUCUACGGAGGCUAGAUGUUUGGAGAGAAACACUCGACAACAGUCUAAAAGUCCGCUGUGGAAGGCAGCCCGGCAGACCCGACUCACAGCCUCCUGCUUUGGGGAUGCUGCCACACGAGAGAGCUGGACUACGAAAGGCCUCAUCAACUUGACUUCACCCAAGGAUCUCUCUCACGUCCGUGCAGUCAGGCAUGGCAUCAAGUAUGAGCCGGUCGCCGUACAGCGCUACGAAAGUUCUUUGCGAGCCCUGGGGCAUGACAUCCAGACAUUCCCCUGCGGCAUUCUUGUUCGUCCAGACUGCCCGUGGCUUGGGGCGUCUCCGGACAGGCUCGUGUGGGAUCCAGCGGAAGCGACUCCUCAUGGAGUCGUUGAGGUAAAGUGUCCCUACACCCUGAAAGAUGGAGGCCUCGACACUGCAGUCAAUUUCUACAUGGAGAAGGACGCUGCAGGCAUAUACCGCCUCAACAGGAAUCGCAAGAACUACUACCAAAUCCUUGGACAGAUGGCUCUCUCUGGGCUGCCGUGGGGUGACUUUGUGGUUUAUUCCCAUCAGUUUUUGAUUGUGGAAAGAAUUUAUUUUUCUGAUAGAAACUGGUCAGAAUGCAAGGCAGCACUAGACGACUUCUACUUUUCCGUCUUGCUUCCAUACUUGUGCAAAAGUCGCGCAUAAUUGUGUAAAGCCAGUGCUUCACCUCAGAGCAACCGUGCCAUUUUGUCAUGUUAACAAGCAGUCUUUUUUUUUUUUAUAUCUUAAAGG
Ixodes scapularis (black-legged tick) is the source of this 1359-nucleotide messenger RNA. RefSeq lists its product as uncharacterized. NCBI's taxonomy places the organism in Eukaryota, Metazoa, Arthropoda, Arachnida, Ixodida, Ixodidae. Bases 262 to 1272 code for a protein of 336 amino acids. The record is from RefSeq and is a predicted model, not a curated record. The transcript has 3 exons.